AUGUCACCAUCAGUUUCUUCAGCAUCGCUUGUUAAUAGCACAUUAAGUACUGUCCCAAUGUGCAACUAUGGAAAAGAAGCUGUACUUAGAAUAUCAAAUAUUCCAAGAAAUCCUGGACGAACAUUCUUUGAGUGUCCAUUGUACAACAAAGAGGAGUUACCAUACUGCAAAUAUUUCAAGUGGGCAGAUGAUAGUGAAUACAAAAAGCAAGCUCUUGUAAAGAUAGAAGCAGAAAUAUUAAGGAAAGAUGAAGAACUUAAAAAGAGAGAAGAAAAGAUUGGGAAGAGGGAGUUGGCACGCCACAAUGAUGAAGCCUAA
This is a messenger RNA of Carya illinoinensis, 318 nucleotides long. RefSeq lists its product as uncharacterized. Gene Ontology annotation, molecular function: zinc ion binding. NCBI's taxonomy places the organism in Eukaryota, Viridiplantae, Streptophyta, Magnoliopsida, Fagales, Juglandaceae. Bases 1 to 318 code for a protein of 105 amino acids. The record is from RefSeq and is a predicted model, not a curated record. The transcript is spliced from 2 exons.